Messenger RNA from Pseudomyrmex gracilis, 11081 nucleotides. RefSeq names its product tyrosine-protein phosphatase 10D (gene Ptp10D). Gene Ontology annotation, biological process: protein dephosphorylation. The transcript is spliced from 20 exons. Lineage: Eukaryota; Metazoa; Arthropoda; Insecta; Hymenoptera; Formicidae. The record is from RefSeq and is a predicted model, not a curated record. The coding region runs from base 3028 to 7713 and encodes 1561 amino acids. Gene Ontology annotation, molecular function: protein binding; protein tyrosine phosphatase activity.
UUACUGGACUUGCUCGUAUACAAUCGAAUCGUACUUGUUCGUACAUCUCAAACACACGUACACAUUCACAAUAUAUUUGAUAAGAGCAAGUAGGAGAGAAAGAGAAAGAGAGAGAAAGACAGGUGAACAGUUGGUGGGAGUCGAGGCAACGGAUGCAGUAGUGAUGGCGACUGCGUUGAAUAUCCAGCCGGGACAGACCAGGUUGGUGGAGCGAAGGAGGCAGACAAAAAGCGGGCAGAGGAGAGAAGAAGAGAGCGAGAGGCAGAGUCGGAAUGAAAAGACAGCCAGGUUGCUCGACGAGGUGGCAGAAGUGAGGGGCGAGGCGGUGAGCGGCUUAGCCAGGCGCUGCCUCGGUCGGAGGCACGAGUGGAGUAUUGAGAGAGCAACCGAGGUCCCGUUGGCCCUGGUGGUCGCCCGCACCGGGUGAGGCGUCAUGAAAGCGCGCCAGUCGACCGACAGCAUUUACGGCCGUACGAGAGCACGUUGAACGCUUCGUUCGCUCUCCGUCUCAACAACCCUUCAAAAUUCAAAUUCGUCCAAAUUCGGAGCACAACACUCGGCGACCGACUGAUCUUCUUCAAGAUUUCUCCCCUCUCCCGAUGUUUUCCAUAUCCCCGGGAUGACGGCGAGCAGACAGCGGAUCUGAGUUAACAAAAGCGGAUUUUCCAAACUAGUGAAUGAGAUUGGGAAUUUGAGGGCUGUUCUCUGUCUCGGUAGGGUAUCGCGAUUGGAGUGGUGACGAAUAUUACGGUCAGUGUCCUGGUUUUCGAUCGACGUCUCUCGAUGACUCUGAAAACUGAAAGGAAAGAACUUGUCUUGUGUUAUUUAGUUAGAAAGUUGGUGAUUGAAAUUCUGGUUUCUUGACUGCUGAUUUUUAUGACGACGCGUGAGUAGAUCUUCCUCCGAUAGUUUAACGAGGGUAUUGGGAGCGGCAAAGACAAUGGCAUCGAAAUAAUACUCAGGUGUGUGAGCUCUUUGUUAACUGAGAGACGGAGCAUUUGUAUCUUUAAAGUCGAUACUCUUUUGUUUUUCUCGUAGAUUUUUGCUACGCGAUAGUUAGUUCGGAGUAACUUUGUGUCAUUAACUGUGUUACGUGCGGCAAAUUUUCUCUCACACGCGUGAUAUUAUUUCGUAUAAUAGUAAUAAUGAUAAAACAACAGAAGGAAGUUACGUCUGUAAGUGGACGAUUGUGAAACCGCGGAAGAGAUAACGACGAAACACGUUAAAACAUCCGAUUAUUAACUUGUAUUACAUAUCAGUUUUUGUGUCAUAUUUUAUCGCACAUUUGAGCUCGCGAUUUUUGCUUUAUCGAACGAAGCGAUGGCAAGUUAGAAGAAGUCUGAACGAGAGAAGAAAUUGCGCGGUAUACAAAGAACUGAAGCUAUCAAAGCUAUACUUUCGUGACACAACGUCUGAUUAAAUAAGAAAUAUUAUCGCAAUACGAUUGAAAAAUGAGGUACGUUGUAACAACAACAAUAAAGGAAAAGUAAUUAAACUGGCCGUUUUCAGACAAAAUCACGCGCUUCCGAACAAUCUCCUGGCUUUUUCCCGUGUUUUGUGAAGCUUGCUUCGUUACCUCAUUGUUGUCACGUUGACCGCGCCGAAGGGUGCCACCCUUAUAGUUCGUUAUUUCGCUCCGCGCACUGGAGUGCUCAAAUCGCAAAGUAACGAAGGGAGGAAUCUGACGCAAGAGAGCGGUUGAUCACACUUUAUAGCGAACAGAUAGAUAAAUUAAAAAAAAAAAAAAAAAAACAAACAAAAAAAAGAAGAGAACAUAUGCGAAAUAAAAGUGAAGCUACCGCAAUAAGAGAAUUUUAUGCGUAAAAAUAAAGCGAUUUUGUAAUUGUCUUCGGAUAGUUACGGGGUAAUAUGUUAUAUGAUGAUUACGUGUAUUGUGAAACAAACAAAACUGUCUUGUGUUUAGUGAACGAAACGCCUGGUGUUCUGCUGAAAAUUAUGAAGAAUGUCAAAACGAAAAAACACGACAAGUGCGAGAGGUAAAGACCCAUUACUCUUUGCUAAUAUAAAUAUCGAUGUAUGUACAUAUAUCGCUGACAAACACAUUUUCAGCAUUAGAUGCAACGAUGUAGGACGUAAUAAUAAAUAAAUGAAAAAUAUAUUAGAUGUUUGUAUCUCGCUUUCUCUGAAGUAAUAAAAUAAACGCGAAACAACACGGAAGAAAUACAUAUUGAGAUAUAUUUUCAAAAUUGACACUAUAUAGAAACAUUCCAUGGCGGGGGAUUCACACUUUCGACGUGAAUGUACGUGUAACACGCGGAAUCAAAUCGUUUUUCAUCCGGCACGACGUCUGAAGAUGAUGAUGCGGUCCGCGUAAGAAGUGUGUUGAAAAAAGAAGUUCAGGUGAGAAUCUUUCUCUCUCUCUCAAUCUCACUUGGACUCUCAUUAAACCCCGGGAAUAUUUACGUAAUUUUCCGAGGCAUCCAUCACGGAAGAGAUGCGCCGAAUCGGAGUGGGAGAAUCCGAGAACUAAAAGCAGCGACGAGAACGAGACUCGCGCGACACAACUUAGUCAUUGUUUCCUGAUGUUUUGCAUUUGCGAUAUCGUAGCCUAGGUUCAGUCUGCCAGAAGGCUUGGCGACACGCGGUUCUCGCCGGCUGAUAUGGCAGCCGUCGUUUCUGCUAUCGCAAUCCCUCGGCUCCUCUGUCAUUGUCGCCGUCACUACCUCCGACACCGGCGUAACUGUCAAACUACCGAACAGAUGUUAGCACGAGGUGCCUGGAGUGGGAUACGUGAUUUCUUGUGAUACUGUACGCGCGCAUCGCGGCUCGAAGAAGUAAGUUCCAGUGUCGUCGAUCGAUUGAUGUGACACGCACAUUCCUCGCGCAUUCCUCAAUACUUAAGUGGACGCCGAAGGUACCUUUCUCGUGGGUGUCAUUUCCCGUGGUAAGGUGGUAGUGAAUGUCUCUCGGUGAAGUGAACGAGAGCAAUUGCUGUCGGGGAAGAGCGGAGAUUUCGAAGUUGGUAAAAUAAAAAACGGAACAAAAAAAAAAUUACAUUUAACGAGGAUGACGAACCGUAAAGUCUUCAGUUCGCAACCGGUAACCCAAUUCAACGGCGUCUUUCUGCUGUUGCUAAUUCUUUCAGCUAAGGUCACGUACUCGGCUGAUCUCGCGAUCGAGAUACCGGGCAACCUGAGCCAGGGUGGUUCCUGGUACCGUUUGGAUUACAGCCCACCGGUCGGCUCUCCACCGCCGAACACCACCAUAGCCGCAACUGACAUCGGUGAUGUCAUAAAGUUCAGGGACGGUUUGCCCGGAACGAGAUAUGAAUAUUGGUUAUAUUACAGCAACAGCACGCUUCACGAUUGGCUGACGUGGACCGCGUCGAUUACGACACCGCCCGAUCCUCCUUCGAAUUUGACGAUAUCGGUGCGAAAUGGGAAAACGGCGAUCGUGUAUUGGUCGCCUCCGGCUCAGGGAAAUUAUUCGGGUUUCCGGUUACGCACGCAGAGUUUCAGCGACACCGGAAAUCCGAAGACCAGCGUCAUUCCUGGCGACUCGGUGCCCUACACACUCCGAGAUCUCACACCCGGGGCCACGUACUCGCUUCAACUCUUUACCGUGCUGGACGCCAAAGAGAGCGUUGCUUAUACCAGCAGAAAUUUUACCACAAAACCGAACACUCCGGGAAAGUUUAUUGUCUGGUUCAGAAAUGAAACGACGUUGCUCGUAUUGUGGCAGCCGCCUUAUCCUGCCGGAAUUUACACACAUUACAAAGUUAGCAUAGACCCGCCAGACGCAAUAGAGUCCGUUCUAUACGUAGAAAAGGAAGGCGAACCACCCGGUCCUGCACAGGCGGCUUUCAAAGGACUCGUUCCAGGUAGAGCGUAUAAUAUUUCCGUGCAGACCGUUUCGGAAGAUGAAACUUCCGCGCCUACAACAGCUCAGUAUCGCACGGUGCCAUUGCGUCCACUCAACGUGACCUUUGACAAGUCUUCCGUCACGUCGACUUCCUUCCGCGUAUUUUGGAACCCUCCUAACGGAACGUCCGAAUUCGACAAGUAUCAAAUAUCGCUCGGCAGUAACCGGCGACUCACGCCUGUCACGCGAAAUCGAGACGACGAGAACAGCUGGGAGUUCAGGGACUUGGAACCCGGCAAGACGUAUCAAGUGGUCGUGAAAACGGUUUCUGGCAAGGUCACCAGUUGGCCGGCCAGCGGGGAUGUCACUCUGAAGCCGCUACCUGUUCGCGAUUUCAGGGCGGUGCUGGACGAGAGAACUGGUAUGGUAGAAAUCUCGUGGAAUCCAGAGAAUUCCAGUACGCAAGACAGUUACAAGCUUCAAUAUCACGAAGUAGAAACAACGAUCGGCGGCGACAGCAACAUUUUGACAACCGACAAAACAAAGGUUACACUGGAAGCUCUGCUGCCAGGAAGAAAUUAUUCCAUAAUAGUCCAGGCGAUCAGUAACAAAGUCGAGUCAAACGAAACCGUCCUGUAUCAGGCGACACGUCCUGCCAGUCCUAUAAUUGAGGAUCUGAAGCCCAUCGAGAAGGGCUUGAACAUUUCUUGGAAGAGCGACGUGAAUUCCAGACAAGAGAAGUUCGAAGUAACUCAUAACAGAAAUGACACCGGUGAGAGCGCAACUACUUUGACUACGGAAUCGCACAUCGUUUUGGAAGAUCUUUAUCCUGGCGCAGCUUACGAGGUCAAGGUCUUCGCUAUCAGUCAUGGACUUCGAAGCGAGCCGCAUGACAAUUUGCAAGCCGUUUUACCUCGUCCGCCGAGAAAUCUCAGUAUCGAAAAAGUCACGAGCAACACCGUCGUCGUGCACUGGGAGGCACCGACGAACUCGAUAUUUACCGAGUACUCCAUCAGAUAUCGCACAGAAGACGAUCCCAGGUGGGUCAAACUUCCCAGCGUGCGUGACACAGAAGCCGAAGUGGCGGAUAUGACGGCCGGCGAGAAAUACACCAUACAAGUAAACACCGUAAGUUACGGCGUCGAGAGUUUGUAUCCGUUGCAAGUGAAUCAUACAGUCAGACCCAAUCCGGUUUUAACUAUUACGCCGAUCAUUGACUCAACCAACGUGACUCUUGAAUGGCCGCGGCCCGAAGGUCGUAUAGAGACUUACGUUAUAAGAUGGUGGUCGGUAGAGAAUCCGGACGAUACCAGGACGAAGAACGUUAGCGGGAGCAAUGACGUAACCGACGUUAGUUUUGAAGAGAACACCGUGCACACUGAAAAGGUUUUAAUUGACGAUUUGGUUCCCGGAGUGCAGUAUUUCUUUGUUGUCUACACGGUGUCCUACGAUCUGGUCAGCGACAUCAACAAUCUGACCACAAGAACGAUGCCGCUGCUGCAAUCCGAAGUCGUCCUAGUGAUCGAUCCGAACCUACCGAGAUCGUUGACGUUGAGAUACACGCGAACGCCGAUUCAGUCUUCGAGAUUCGAUCUCUACCGGUUCAGGAUUAGCGAUGAGAAUAACACCACGAAGGAGCGCACGGUGGACGAUACCGAUACCAAGAUCACGUUUGUUGGAUUAACACCCGGCAAACUGUACAACGUGACUGUUUGGACAGUAAGCGAUAACGUAGAGAGCAGACCUCUCGUCCGACAAGAUCGACUCUAUCCCGAACCGAUCAGUGAAAUCCAAGCGAUCGAUAUAAAUGAUACGAGAAUCACCUUGACCUGGGACGCCCCGUACGGAGAAUACGAUGCUUACGAAGUGCAAUACUUAAAUACGGAAGGAAAACUCAUCCAAAAUAUAACCUCGGUCAACGUGAUCACCAUCUUCGAUCUGAAGCCGCAUAGAAAUUAUACGUUUACUCUGAUUGUACGUUCGGGCACAGAAUCUUCUCACUUGAGAAACUCGAAUCCCAUCAGCGCCAGUUUCACGACCAAGGAAUCGUACCCGGGAAAGGUCGAGAAGUUUCAUCCAAUCGACAUCCAACCGAGCGACAUCAGCUUCGUGUGGUCUCUGCCUGCUCACGAACAGAACGGUGUUAUCAGAAAAUUCAGCAUCACUUACGGUUUAGAAGGUUCAACUCAUACCCAAAUGCAGGACUUCAGAUCGACCGAUUUCCGCGGUGUUAUCAAGUCUCUCAUACCGGGCAAGACGUACAUCUUCCGAAUUCAAGCGGAAACAAAAAUCGGCUACGGCCCCGAAACGAUCUGGAAGCAGAAGAUGCCGAUAUUGGCUCCGCCGAAACCGUCCACGCAGGUGGUGCCGACCGAAGUCUGCAGAAGCAGCACCACGAUCCAAAUCAGAUUCAGGAAGAACUACUUCAGCGAGCAGAACGGCGCGGUCACGUCGUACACCAUCAUCGUGGCCGAGGAUGACAGCAAAAACGCUUCCGGUCUGGAAAUGCCCAGUUGGAGAGACGUUCAGGCUUACAGUAUUUGGCCUCCUUAUCAGGUGAUGGAGCCGUAUUAUCCUUUUAAAAACGGCUCAGUUGAGGACUUUACAAUCGGCUCUGAGAACUGCGACAACAAAAUUGGAUAUUGCAACGGCCCGUUAAAAUCCGGAUCUACUUAUCGGGUAAAGGUGCGCGCGUUUACCGCACCGGACAAAUUCACGGACACCAGCUAUAGCUUCCCUAUUCAAACAGGAUUGCUGCUGGCAGAUAAGGACAACACGGCCAUCAUAGUUGGUGUCACCGUCGCCAUAGCGUUGCUACUGUUCCUAUUGGGCAUCGGUCUAUUCAUGCGAAGAAGGAGAAGUCAGGGUCGCAAGACGACGGAAACCAGGGCGACCGAUAACUUGUCAUUGCCGGAUAGCGUCAUUGAGACCAGCCGACCUAUCAAAGUCGAAGAUUUUGCUGAGCAUUAUCGCACCAUGUCCGCGGAUUCCGAUUUCCGGUUCUCGGAAGAAUUCGAAGAACUGAAACACGUUGGAAGAGACCAGCCGUGCACCGCGGCCGAUUUGCCUUGUAACAGGCCGAAGAAUCGCUUCACGAAUAUUCUUCCAUAUGAUCACAGUAGAUUCAAACUUCAACCUGUCGACGAUGAAGAGGGUUCCGACUACAUUAACGCUAAUUACGUUCCGGGUCACAAUUCACCGCGGGAGUUUAUAGUGACUCAAGGACCGUUGCAUUCGACUCGCGACGAUUUCUGGCGGAUGGUGUGGGAGAGCAACAGCAGAGCGAUCGUGAUGCUGACGAGAUGCAUCGAGAAAGGAAGAGAAAAGUGCGAUCAUUAUUGGCCAAUGGAUACUUUGCCAGUUUAUUACGGUGACAUCUGCGUCACGAUACUGAACGAAACCCAUUAUCCGGAUUGGAGUAUCACGGAAUUCAUGUUGUGCAGAGGCGAUGUGAAGAGAGUGAUACAGCACUUCCACUUCACCACCUGGCCAGAUUUUGGCGUUCCUAGUCCACCCCAGACAUUGGCGAGGUUCGUGCGGGCGUUCAGAGAACGAGUCAGACCCGAUCAGAGGCCUAUAGUCGUUCACUGCAGCGCCGGGGUAGGUCGUAGUGGUACCUUCAUCACCCUCGACAGAAUAUUACAGCAGAUACUGGUGUCGAAGUACGUUGACAUCUUUGGAAUUGUCUGGGCAAUGAGAAAGGAACGAGUCUGGAUGGUUCAGACGGAGCAGCAGUACAUCUGCAUACAUCAGUGUCUCCUGGCGGUUCUGGAGGGCCAGGACACAACCGGGCCACCGCGGGAGAUUCACGAUAAUCAGGGAUUCGAAGGCAAGAAUCGAAGCUCGGUCGAAAGCACUAUGAGUCCUGCUGAGGAUGAAAAGGAGAGGUGACCUUCGAACGGCGACUCCUGCGUCGACGAUGACGAGGGAAUAGCCGAAUCGGGAAUGUGAUGUUUCGAUCGCUGCUUGGAAAUAAUAACUGAUAGUGACGAAAGAAACGGAUCUCUUGUUUCGAAGGUGUUUGAAUUCUCGACAUUUUUCGAAUUACCUUGGAAAACGCACAUUCGAAAAAACGACAAAUCAGACAAAGACAAUAGAAAUAGCGUAACAAACGAUUACGCGGAUGUUAGAUCACGUGUGGAAAUUGACGAAGGAGAUUUCUCGGAAUGAACGAUUUUCCAAACAGCUUCAUGACAAAACAAACAACGAGUAAGCACACGUGUGUUUUAUUCUUAUAUCAUUUACAUAUCGACAAACAAGCGUGUUCAAUCUCUAAUACACGUAGAAUAGUUCGAGACUAAUGAUUAAUUGAAGAUAUACGAUAUAAAACGGUAUAAAAAUAGCGUAAAUCUGAUGAUUAAAGAACAGGAUGUGGAACAAUGAAGUCAAAGCAAAUUUUUCAGCGUGGGAAUUAAAUAUCACAUGCGCUGAUGUUUCACGAUUGUGCAAAAAAUCGGUGAUCACAUCUUUACUAAUAUACAACUUUUAUGUGUAUAAUAUCUUUAUAUACGGAUAUAUGUAAGUAGCGAGAAAAAUGAUAAAAGAAAACACAAGCGACGUUGAUAAACAUAAGUCGUAUGUAUUAUAAUGAAAGAUGCAUAUUCCACUGGUUUUAUCAUAAUGGGGAGGGGACGGGGAACUUCGAACCACAUCGCAUCCGCAAAAUGAGUCUUAUCACGUACAAUUUCGUUAGUUAGACAUAUUACGUACGGCAAAAGAACAAACAGCUUUUUCUAUCGAUCAUUGCGAAUUUUUAGACGUCUCGAUUUUUACUCUAACGUAUAAAUAUUUUCCUUAUCACAACUCUCUGUUUAUAUUCUAUAUGCUCUACAAACGUAAAGAUAUAUCUUGCAAUAUUUUUUUAAAUAAUUUUGGCGAAGAAAUGAGAAUCAACAAAUAAAGUUUGCCAAAACACAAAACGCAAAUCGUUCGACGUGUUUACUUGACUAAUCGUUCGAAGCAGCGAACCGUCCAAGAACUAUAUAAAAACGAGUGCUAAGACAACAAUAAAAAUAAGAUAACAAUUUAAAUAUGAUAACGUUAUUAUUAAAAAAGCGACUUAUCUGAAAGGAAAAAAAAAUAUCAAAAGGAUCAGGCGCGGAUGUGAAUGUGCGGAGCUUUUAAUCGAUCCUUCUUUUCGGGACGGACGAAAACAAUAUCAGUGGGAACAAGAAACUCGCAUUUUUGUAGGAGCCAUAUCAGUUUUGGAAAGAGUAAAAGAAAAAAAUACAUAAAACGUGUGUAUAUGUGCGUGUAGAUGUGUGCGUGCAUGUAUGUAGCUAAUCAAUUAUAAAGCCGUUUAGAGCGAUACAUAUUGGCCUCUUCCGUCGUAUUGCAGAUCGUGGUCGCCGUUGGAGAGUAAUACAAUUUUAAAAACCGAUAAGAUAUAAAGCAAUAAAAAAAAGUGUUUCCUGUAGCAAUCGCAGAUGUAGUCGUGUAUAUCGAGACAGGCUUUAACUUCACGUAGUAAUAAUAAAUGAGAUAAUUGUGGAUUAAUAAAUUUGCAAUUUGCAAAACGAGUUUUCAGCGGUUUAAUCGGUUUAGCGGAACAGGUUGAAUUAUUUUCGUAAAAUGAGCAAUCGUUUCGCAUUUUUUUAACGUUUAAUGCCAUUUCGAAGUGAUAUAAGAAAUGCAUGUACUUAAUUUUGUUAAUUCUCGACAAAGGCUCAGCAGAAUGCAAUUGAUUGCAUGUGAGUAGGUAAUUUGUUUUCGUACAGAUUAGAGUUACGAUUGAAACUUUAUCGCGCGAACACUUUAGAAAGAGAUUUUAAAUUAAAAAAACAAAACAAAAAAAAAACAAACAAACAAAAAAAACAAAAAGAAGAUUCGUGUUCAUCAUGUAUUUUUGGAUGAGCAUUUACAACGGUCACAUUGUGAACUAUAUAUUUACAAAACGAUCGCAGGGACUGUUUUUAAAGGUUCAUCACAUUUUAUGGCACUAUAUACACAGGAUUUUAUUAAUCCGCUUAUUAUGUAUUAAGGAUUAUAUUAAUCCGCUUAUUUUUGAGGACACAUAAACAUAAAAUGUUGCAUGUAACGAGUAUAUAAUACAUUAAAGCAGGCGCUCUAUUAAACAUAAAGAUAUGAGAUUUAUAUAUACAUAUACAUAUACAUAUGUAAAACAUUGUCUUGUUCAAAUGCAGCUAUACAAUUUUUCAUAUUUUUUACAUUAUUGGAAACGGAUUACCGAAAAUUUAGCUCUCUAGAGAGGGAAAGAGAGAAAGAGUUGAAGAAAGAAAAUAAAAUUUCAUACGCGUACAGUAAUCUCCGCUUGUAAGUUAGUCAAUGGUGGUUUAGAGGAAAAUAAUGAUCACUUUUACAUAUUUGUUCUAUCGGCGUUGUUCUGUGCGCGCGCGAACACGUACGCAAUACGUUUAAAACAUAAAUACAUAUAAUAUACAUAUAAUGUGUGUAUGCAUACAUUGUAACGUGGGACAAACUAUCGAUAAAAUACGUGCAAUCAGAAAUAACUUACAGACGACUUACAAGCGUAGAUUAUGAGAUGAUCUUAUAUAUGUAACUAUUACAAAUAUAUAUAUAUUACAUAUAUAUAUAUAUAUAUAUAUAUAUAUAUAUAUGUAUAUAUUUACACACGUACGUACGCACGUCGAUAGUAAUCAUAAUGCUGUUGUUACGCUGCUACAAUACACUAUCAAUGUCGAUUUAUUUCGGAAAAAAAUGCGGAAGAUAUAGUGGAAAAAAGUAUAAAGAGAAAAAUAUUGAUCUCUCUUUCUAGUAUAUAAUUCCGCUCUUUGUACAACUUCAAUUCCUCUUACGAAUAUUACGGCUUUUAGCGAGCGCUUGAAAGUCAUUGUUACAAACAAUUCAACGACCGAUUUAAUAAAUUGUUUCAAUACUCGAAUGACACAAGAGGUUUUUAGAUAUACUAAAUAAAUUUUUUUAUCGUAUUUUUAAGUUGUAACAGCGGAUGUGAGAUGUAAGUGUUACAUCGCGAGAUAACGUUCGACGAUCUGUUGCAACUUUCAUUUUAUAUAUAUAUAUAUAUAUAUAUAUAUAUAUAUAUAAAAUCCGCGUAUUGUAAGGUUGUAUAUUUUAUUCAACUUUAUACAACACAACACACGUUGACGUUAUUGAUUACGAGUUUAUCGUGAAUUCUUCAACGCUAUAAUAUAGUGUGUUUUUGCGAUUUUUAAUUAAGCAAAACAUAAUUUAUAUAAUCAGAGACUUCUUUUUUUUUGUAUUAAUAGCUCAGCUCAAAUAUUUUCUAUUUUGUUAUCGCGUUAUCAGUAACUUUUAAG